AUGGCGGUUGUUCAAACGCAUCGCUUCAACUGGAUGGGCUACGAGGGCACGGAGUCCGAGACGCUCAACAUUGCGCUGCUGCGCCCGAGCGACAUGGGCCACCUGCGCAACAACGACUGCAAGCAGCGGCAGCAAAUAGUGGCGGAUAUCCGUCUGCGGCUGAAGCUCAUCAAGCGCGACCUCGGCCUUCUGCCACCGGAGGAGAAUGGUGAUGCGGUGAAGGACACUGCGGCUGAGGACGACGCCUUCCUCGAGCUCGAUGCCGAGUCGCCAGCGCGCGCAAGGGAGGCCGAAAUGGCGGCGCAGCUGGCGGAGCGGCGGCGGAAGCUGCUGGCCAAGUACGGCCCGGUCGGCGACAGCGACGAGGACGAGGAGGAGGAGGUGGUGUACCUCUACCCGAAACCGCCGUCGCCCGCGGAGGUGGGCGCGGCAAUGAGGGGCGUGAGCGGCGGCGUGAAG
Trypanosoma grayi is the source of this 459-nucleotide messenger RNA. RefSeq lists its product as hypothetical. The annotation marks the transcript as partial. The record is from RefSeq and is a predicted model, not a curated record. Lineage: Eukaryota; Euglenozoa; Kinetoplastea; Trypanosomatida; Trypanosomatidae. The transcript has a single exon.